GAGGACUGAUAACAACACAGUGUGGAUAUGCCUCCAGCAUCAGCAUUAUUAAGAAUGUCCCCUAAUCCAGACAGAGGUUUGGGCGUUAGUUUGCUGCUGGGAAAUGACUAUGAGAGGAAGAAGAAGAAACUUCAGCUGGAGCUUCAACUGGACUACAAACACUAUGCUGCCCAGAAAAAGGAUCUAAAAACCCGUGAACCUUGUGAACAACCCCAGGGUUUCUCCUUACCUAUUGAGGAGAAAACAUCUGUUCAGGAAAAACUAAGAGAGGAGAGAAACAAAGAAUACAACCUCUUCCUACAGGAAAAAGCUAAAGUUAGAAGGUUAAAGAGAGGAACACCUCCUGUCACUUCAAAGCCUGAACAGGUUCAAGCUUCAGAUGCUGUGUACAUUUCUUCUCCAGCUUCACAUACAAACACACACCCUCCUCCCAGGGAGCGCCCUGCAUCCAGGAGAGAUGCUGCCACUCUGACUGAGGCAGUGGAUAAUGGAAAAAGCAGAGGGACAUGGGGUCCAGGCAAUCACGGACGAAGGCGAUGGCAACUCUAUAAACUGAAGGAGCCCUACAGCUCUGAGGAGGAGCCAAUCACUGACAACGAGGAUGAGUUGGAGUUCAGACGUAGGAGGCGACUAGACAGAUACACUCCAGAGCCUGAGUACAAAAAGGAGAGGAGAACAAGAGAACGCAGAGCUAACAGAGCUCCUCGGGACAUAAAGGAGGUGGAGGCUCCUGGUGUUCAUGAUCGGAACAACAAUGAUUGGGUUCAGAAGUCAGAUCUGCAAAUGCCAGACAACAUGAGGACGGCUGCAAGAUCCAGACCUGCUACCAGCAAGGAUAAAGCAGAGUUUGCUACUGGACUAUUGAUUGGAGCAACAGAGGAGCAGACGGCCUCUCAGAUGAGGAAAGAACAGUACAAGCAAGAACUGCUGCAACAAAUUGCCGAGCAGCAGAAAAAUAAGAUCAGGGAGAAGAAACUUGAGCUGAGGGUUGCUGCCACUGGAGCCAUAGACCCUGAGAAACAGCCCGACCGAAUUAAACAGUUUGGGGCUGUAAAUCGGCAAUAUGACAGCUGGAGACGAGAUGUCCCCUACAAGCCCGGAAUAGAUCUGGAGGCCGGAGGGAAAGACCCAAAUCCAAGGCCAACAGAUGACAAACCCAUUCAGGACACAGAACAGAGAAGCCCACCAGGAAAGUCUCAUAAGGACUACAGUGCAGCUCUCAGUCAGCUGACAGGGACGACAGCGCCUGGGUCCAUAACAAGAGCAGUGCAAGGUGUCUCCCCGCUGGACUAUUUUAAUGAGGACUACCACAGGGACUUCUCAAACAUGCUAGGAGAAGUGGCUAACCCGAGGGUUGCUGGUGUUCCUCUUCCUGUUGCUCCUACUGUACCUAAUAAUUACAACACUCCAUAUGAUGCAGCGUACUACUACUAUGGAACCAGGAAUCCAUUAGAUACUAAUCUUCCUUACAAUCAGAAUGAUCUGCCUGGAGGGGUGCAGCAGCCGUGGGAUUUCUAUAGUCCUCCUCAAAGACCACCUCCCAAAACCAGUGGCCACAACAAAGAAAGUGAUCAGCAUCGAGCGUAUCCCCUGGAUGUUGGAGAGCUUCCUGCAGACAAGUCCAAGCAGAGGAGAGAGAGUGUUCUGAACUACCAAGAAGCACUGAGACAGCAGAUCAAAGAAAGAGAGGAGCGUAAAAGAAGAGAAAAAGAAGAGAAGGAGCGAUAUGAUGCCAAAAUAGAGGCUGAGAUGAUGGCGUACAACCCCUGGGGGAGAAGCGGGGGAGGCGCUCCAAUUAAAGACCAAAAAGGCAACCUUGUUAGUGACCUGAAUCAAAUGCACAGGACCAACGAGGAGACAUAUAGGAAUCCUAUGUCUAGGAAUAGUGGAGAGACACAAAGCUUUUUAAUGAGGAUGGUAGACACUCCCAGAGAUAAAGCCAGGGCUCCCCUUUCCCAUCGAGUAUCAGGUUUCAAUGAGAAGCCAACUCCACAGCAGCUCCAAAUGCAGGACAAAUACAAAGAGGACCUGAAACAACAGAUAGAGGAAAAUAAGCAAAAGCAGGCACAGGAGGCAGAGCGAAUGAGGAUUGAGGAGGAGAAGGAAGAGAAGAGGCUGGCAGAGCAAAGGGCUCGCAUACAGCGAGAAUAUGAGGAGGAGCAAAGCAAGCAAAAGAAGAUUGAGCACAGGCUGGAAAACCGAGAUUGGAUCCAUGAGCCUAAAACACAACACCAGGAGGAGGAAAAGAGGGUGAGGCGGGAAGAAGAGAUUGAGAAGAAGGUACCUGAGAGCGCCAGGGACAGAGAGAAGAAAAAGGCGCUGUUGAGUUAUGAGAGAGAGCCAUCUCCUCCUGUCCCAACCUUGCAGAGGAGGCAGACAAAUCUUGUGGCAUCCAGACCUUCUACUGUUGUAAGCCAACUCUCCGCCAGGACUGAGCGCUCUGUGUCAGCGCCACAAUCCCGACCAGUCCCUGCGACGAAACCCCAGCUACAAGAUGGUCACCAGGAAGUGAUCAGAGAGCUGUCAGCCCUCCGUAGAUACCUGAGGAAAGAGCAGAGACAACUGGAGGUUCAGCUGGGUCAGACAGAUCAACAGGGGAGUCACUCCAUUCCCCCCAACAGACCCAGAGGACAACCCAGAGAGCACGCCUUUGAAUCGACACACAGGCAAGCUGUCCAGCCAUCAAUCAGGAGUCCCUCCUCUGGUGCAGCAUGUGUUAAUACGCAAAAUAUUAGGGAGUUCAACCAGCUUAAAUACAGAGACACAGCAUCUCGUGAAGAGGUCCGUCACAUGUACCCCGACCCUCCCACUGAUGCACAAAGUCUGGACAUCCAACAGCAGGCACUUCUUCGUGAACAACAACGAAAAAUCAGGCUCAUGAAGAGAGAGGAGGAGCCCGACUUUUUGGACCAGAAGUUGAGCCUCUAUCAUUCUAAGAACAAACCUGUACGCCACAUCCACAGAGACUCCAUACUGCCAUCUGAGACAUCUUUUAUUGAUGUUUACAGCGGUGAUGUAUGUGAAGAGCGGGUUCAUCAGCAGAGACCCCGUCAGCCCUCAGCAGAGCGCCAGGAGAGGACAGCCCCACGGAGGAGACGUGACUAUGAUGAGGUGGCUGUGUGUAUGGAUCAGACAGGCGGUAACAUUCAGCCAGAUGCUCAGUCUUUGGAGUCAGCGACUAGUUUGAACCUUGAAUCUAAAGUCAGAGCCAACAACCAGCACCGCAUCUCAAGACAAGACACUAGUGAUCAGCACGGCAGAUCAGAGGGUCUGUCUGGUGAUGAAGUGGAUGUCUUAUCUCUGCGUUCUGCCUUGGAGAGGCGUGUCUCCAUGGAGACUGUUGCCACAGAUGCCUGGCUGCGGCCCGGCACGUCAGAUACUGUAAAACGCUCCGGCUGCAGGGAGAGGCCAAACAGUAGGAUGGAUGCUCCACCCUGGCUGACACACCGCGUCACGUAGCUCCCAUUAGCUGUCUGAUGCUUGAUUCACUUUCUACUGACUAAUAUGUUAAUUGUGGGUCUUUGUUAGAAAACACAGCAUUCAAAGUUUGUUGAAGACCAGAGUCUGCCUGUAAAAAUAUUAAUGUCUGUUAGUUUAGACAAGAGCCAGUUUUACAAAAGACUUUCAGCAUGAAAAGUGCACUUUUUAGCCCAUAAAUAUCUCAUACUUAGCCCAUAAAAGUUUUGUAAAGUCUCAUAUCUGUGAAUGUACCAUAAAUAUAUUUAC
This is a messenger RNA of Epinephelus lanceolatus (giant grouper), 3726 nucleotides long. It is a transcript of the gene cspp1a, whose product is annotated as centrosome and spindle pole associated protein 1a. Gene Ontology annotation, biological process: positive regulation of cytokinesis. Lineage: Eukaryota; Metazoa; Chordata; Actinopteri; Perciformes; Serranidae. The record is from RefSeq and is a predicted model, not a curated record. Gene Ontology annotation, cellular component: microtubule; centrosome; spindle pole.